CAGGCCGCGCCCCCGGCAGCGUCACGGCGAAGGGCCGGGCAGGCCAGGCCGCGGGGGCCGCGGCGGGCAGCGGGAGGAGGCGCCGAGGAGCCGGGCGAUGGUGGGGAUCCCGAGCGGCUGCCAGGGGCAUGACUGUGGCAGGCCAGGUGUUGGCCUUUCACUGCAGCUGCUCCAUCUGCAGAGCCAGGUGCAGAUAGUCCCCACCGACAGCAAAACACAGCUGGGAAGAGUUAAGAGCAGCCUCACAAGGUCCUGUUUCACCUGGGCAAAGCACACUCCGGAGCAGAAUUGCCUCAGCACCACAGCUCAAGGAGCUCUUCCCAGAAUGCUGCCUUUUAAGCGCUUGUGCCAGCAAACCCAAGCCCCCUCUGGAGAAGCUUUGCUGCUGGAUGCCUGUUUUUCAUCUCCUGCUCCAGGGAGCUUGCCAGGAGGAGCACAGAGCAGGAGCAGGUCCCUCUUUCUCUUACAAAGAGUUGCUGGUGAGAAGAGGGUGCCAGUGAUGCCCGGAUCGCCUGUGGAAGUGAAGAUCCAGUCCAGGUCCUCUCCUCCCAACAUGCCACCACUGCCCCCUGUGAACCCCGGUGGCCCCCGGCCGGUCUCCUUCACCCCGACUGCAUUGCCCAACGGAAUAAACCAUUCCCCACCGACGCUGAACGGGGCACCAUCCCCCCCCCAGAGAUUCAGCAACGGGCCUUCCUCCUCCUCCUCCUCCUCCCUGACGAACCAGCAGCUCCCUGCCACCUGUGGUGCCCGACAGCUCAGCAAGCUGAAGCGCUUCCUCACCACCCUGCAGCAGUUCGGCAACGACAUCUCGCCGGAGAUCGGGGAGAAGGUUCGCACCCUGGUCCUGGCGCUGGUGAACUCCACGGUGACCAUCGAGGAAUUUCACUGCAAGCUGCAAGAGGCAACCAACUUCCCCCUCCGGCCAUUCGUGAUCCCCUUUCUGAAGGCCAACCUGCCCCUGCUGCAGCGUGAGCUGCUGCACUGCGCCCGGGCUGCCAAGCAGACGCCCUCCCAGUACCUGGCACAGCAUGAGCACAUCCUGCUCAACACCAACACCACGUCCCCUGCAGACUCCUCUGAGCUGCUCAUCGAGGUCAACGGCAAUGGCAAGAGGCACAGCCCAGACAGGAGGGAGGACAGCAGCUUUGAGAGGGAGCCGCUGCCGACAGAGCCUCCAGCCAAGAGAGUCUGCACCAUCAGCCCUGCGCCCCGGCACAGCCCUGCCCUCACAAUCCCUCUGAUGAACCCUGGGGGACAGUUCCACCCUACCCCACCACCCCUCCAGCACUACACCUUGGAAGACAUUGCCACCUCCCACCUCUACAGGGACCCCAGCAAGAUGUUGGAGCACAGAGAGAUGCGGGACAGGCACAGUGGGAUUGGUCUGAAUGGAGGCUACCAGGACGAGCUGGUGGACCACCGCUUAACGGAGAGAGAGUGGGCUGACGAGUGGAAGCAUCUCGAUCACGCCCUGAACUGCAUCAUGGAGAUGGUGGAGAAGACGCGGCGCUCGAUGGCGGUGCUGCGGCGCUGCCAGGAGGCUGACCGGGAGGAGCUCAACUACUGGAAGCGGCGCUGCAGCGAGGCUGAGCCGCGCAAGGCUGGCGGCGAGCUCCUGGCACGGCACAGCCCCGGCGCCUCCGACUCCCUGGGCAGCGAUUCCUUGCGGGAGUUCAGCAGCAGGGCAGGAACAGGCUACGUCACCGAGGAGAUCUGGAAGAAAGCUGAAGAAGCUGUGAACGAGGUGAAGCGCCAGGCCAUGUCGGAGGUGCAGAAGGCAGUGGCCGAGGCCGAGCAGAAGGCCUUUGAGAUGAUCGCCUCCGAGAGGGCUCGCAUGGAGCAGACCAUCGCCGACGCCAAGCGCCAGGCCACCGAGGAUGCUUUCUUGGUCAUCAACGAGCAGGAGGAGUCCACAGAGAGCUGCUGGAACUGCGGGCGCAAGGCCAGCGAGACCUGCAGCGGCUGCAACAUCGCCCGCUACUGCGGCUCCUUCUGCCAGCACAAGGACUGGGAGCGGCACCACCGCAUCUGCGGCCAGAGCCUGCACGGCCAGAGCAAGCCGCUGGCGCUGCCCGCCCGAGCCGCCGCGGCCAAGGCGCUCGACGGCGUCGCCAGCCCUGCCCUCGAGAAGACCUCGGCCACCACCUCCCGCUCCUCCACCCCGGCCUCCGUGACAGCCAUAGAGACAAACGGACUCUGAAGGGCAGGUUUGGCUUCAGCCCUCUUGAUUCCUUUCCCUGGGGAGGGGGGGUUUAAGGCUAAGCCCUCCCCCCUCCAGCAACUGGUACCAGCUGCCGCCUUCGACACCUGGCUCUCAGCACUUGGGCUCUGCCUCCCCGUCCUGCCCCUUUUCUUUUGUGGCUUGUGAAGAGCUGGGGCCAGCCCCUGCCUGCGGCACCUCCCUGCCUGUCUCUUUGCAGGGGGGUCCCAGAGCGUCACUCAGGACCUGGAGGAAGUGAGGCAGUGCCUGGG
Molecule: messenger RNA, 2475 nt
Organism: Pogoniulus pusillus (Red-fronted tinkerbird)
Lineage: Eukaryota; Metazoa; Chordata; Aves; Piciformes; Lybiidae
Gene: CBFA2T2
Product: CBFA2/RUNX1 partner transcriptional co-repressor 2
Exons: 14
Coding region: 98-2203 (701 amino acids)
Biological process (GO): negative regulation of DNA-templated transcription; DNA-templated transcription
Cellular component (GO): nucleus
Molecular function (GO): transcription corepressor activity
Source: RefSeq, a predicted model, not a curated record